This is a messenger RNA of Cornus florida, 1497 nucleotides long. Its product is annotated as putative RING-H2 finger protein ATL21A. Gene Ontology annotation, molecular function: polysaccharide binding. The transcript is spliced from 2 exons. Bases 67 to 1257 code for a protein of 396 amino acids. NCBI's taxonomy places the organism in Eukaryota, Viridiplantae, Streptophyta, Magnoliopsida, Cornales, Cornaceae. The record is from RefSeq and is a predicted model, not a curated record.
UCAAUUCCAGACAAUCCAAAGCCAAAUGAACCUAUAACCUCUAAGGCUCUACCAUAUGGUGCCUAAAUGAAAAUAAGAGUGUCUAAAGUUCCUAAAACCAAAAUAAAAAAAAUGAACACCUUUACCCUCUUUCUCUUCUUCUCCUCCUCCUUUACAUACACUGUUUUUGGCCGUGACAAAUGCCCACCAUCCUUCUGUGGUGACGGACCACCGCUAGUCAAAUUCCCUUUCCAGCUACCCGACGUGCAAAACGAACGUUGCGUCUACCCGAAGUUCAAUCUUUCAUGCAAUAACCAGAGCCGAGCAGUUAUAAACCUUCCACCGGCUGGUGAAUUCGUGAUCAAACGCAUCAAUUACGAGUCUCAGUAUAUGUACAUCAACGACCCGGAUUUUUGCCUACCCAAAAAGCUCCUAUCCUUGGAUUUGCAAUAUUCUCCGUUUAGGGGUGAGUAUCUUCAAAACUUUACGGUGGUCAACUGUACUAAUUCAGAGUCGCUGUCCGACUACGGCCGGGCCUUGCCCAUAUCGUGUCUAAGUGAUCACAACUUCACGGUUUUGGCUCUGGAUUCGGGUCCGUAUAAUGUGCCACCACCACUGAAUUGCCAGACUAUGGCCAAGAUUUCGGUUCCGGUUGAUGAUCGGUUUAGCAUGGAUCUUAAUAAGGAUCUUCGGCUGACAUGGGAUGUACCACGUUGUGGAGGUUGUGUUGCUAAAGGUGGAACAUGUGGGUUCAAGAACAGUAGAGGGUUGCAGACCGAUUGCUUUAAUGUUCCUAGACACGGUCUUCCAGUGAGUGCCAAGUAUGGCAUAAUCAUCGGUGCUGGUAUACCUGGGCUUGUUUUCAUGAUUGGGAUUGUAUGCUAUAUUUGCGGCAAGGUUAGGACCUAUUGCAGGCGAACCCAACCCACUGAAGUCCCAAUCACAACCAACGCUCCCCAUUCAGCUGCUGCUGCUCUUGUGACUGGCCUCGAUGGGCCCACCAUCGAAUCUUACCCCAAGACCGUGCUCGGUGACAGUGGCCGGCUGCCCAAGCCCAACGACGGCCCAUGUCCGAUAUGUCUGUCUGACUACCAGCCCAAAGAUGUGUUAAGAACCAUACCCGAAUGUAAUCACUUCUUUCAUGCUGAUUGUGUAGAUGAGUGGCUAAGAAUGAAUGCCACGUGUCCGUUGUGUCGGAAUUUGCCGGAUGGAUCGUCUCUGGUGACACCUUGCUCGUCAAUGUCGUUAGCUUCUUCAUCAACCUCAUCAUCGUCAUGAUUUGUAAUCAAUCAAAUCAUUUUGAUCAUCAACAUCGUGUGUAUAUGGAGUGAAAUUGUAAUACAGUGUGUCACCUAUACUUGCAAUUUUUUUUUGGCUUGCUAGUACAGAACAACGCUUAGCACUCUCCCCUCUCUUCUUCUUUUUCAUUCAAAUUAUUAUUUUUGGUUCUCUUUUGUAUUUUCCGAGGCUUGUUGUUUAAAUCAUAUAAAUAUAUUUUUUGAGCUAGGUUUUAUGGCA